AUAAAAAUAAAAACAGUUGAUGAUAGGCAGGCAGAAGAACGUACCCAUUUGCUCUCGUUGGCCGUCGAAGCUUGAAUCCGUCACACCACACAGUAAUCUGAAAGUGUUCGGAUAGCUUCAAUCGUCGAGCAGCCGGAGUUGGAGAUCCUUCACGGCGUCACUAAAAGGUCGCCGGCGACAGUGACAGUCACGGGAACGGCGCCGAUUUCAGGUAAGGGUUUCGUUUGUUUUUUUCUCAGAGAGAGAGACAGAGAAGUUUGGGGAUUUCCUUAUGAAGAAACGCUUUUCCAAUUUUUAAAAAAAAAUCGCCACAAAGCCGUUUGGAAACUCAUCCUAGUUGCCGUGUCCGUGUAACGAAGACAACGUUGUUAAAUAAAUAAACUGAUUUAUUAUCAUGCAAUGGCAUACAAGAUCGACAGUCAAAUACAUAGCCGAUCAGUUGAAAAGAUGUGCGAGCUUGAAGGAGGUGGAAUCAUGGUAUGGCUUGUUGUUCAAGACCAACACUACUCAAGAUUGCUUCUUGAUGAAUCAAUACAUCACUGCUUGCUCCAACGUUCACAGUUUAGAUUCUGCAAUUUUUGCUUUUUCCCAGGUACAUAAUCCCAAUGUCUUCGUCUACAACGCAAUCAUCGGAGCCUUUUUGAACUUAUUUCGACCACUCGAGGGGUUGCGGUAUUAUGUGGAUAUGUUGAGGAAUGGGUUAACUCCAACUAGUUAUACAUUUUCGGCAUUAAUUAAGAGCUGCAGAGUUUUAUCUGUUGUGGGAUUUGGUGAAACUGUUCAUGGCCAGGUUUUGAAAAAUGGUUUGGCGCUUCAUGUUCACGUCCAAACCUCACUUGUUGAUUUUUACUCGAGUUUGGGAAAGGUAAUUCAGUCGAGGAAGAUGUUCGAUGAAAUGACUGAAAGGGAUGGUUUUGCUUGGUCCAGUAUGAUUUCAGCAUAUGCCCGUGCUGGGGACUUGGAUUCUGCGAGGAGUGUGUUCGAUGAAAUGCCGGAAAAGAAUAAUGCCUCGUGGAAUACCAUAAUUCAUGGAUAUGUGGAAGCAGGGAAUGUGGAAUCUGCAGAUGAGUUGUUCCAAAUAAUGCCUAAAAGAGACGUGAUUUCUUGGACGACCAUGAUUAAUUGCUACUCCAAACACAAACUAUAUAGGGAGGCUCUAGAACUUUUUGAUGAAAUGAAGCGUACUGGAACUAGACCCGAUGGCGUAACAAUGGCAACGGUAAUAUCUGCCUGUGCACAUCUUGGUGUACUGGAACAAGGGAAGGAGAUGCAUCUCUAUGUUAUGCAAAACAGGUUCAAAAUUGACGUUCACAUAGGAUCUGCUUUGAUUGAUAUGUAUGCCAAGUGUGGGGUGCUGGAAAGAGCACUUGUGGUGUUCUACAAACUAGAGGAUAAAAAUCUCUUCUGUUGGAGUUCUGUGAUUGAUGGCCUUGCAGUUCAUGGAUACGCUGAGGAAGCUUUAGCAAUGUUUGACAAAAUGGACAAGGAAAAGAUCGAGCCAAAUCGCGUUAUCUUUGUCAGUGUUCUUGCAGCUUGCACUCACGCGGGAUUGGUCGAAGAAGGCAACCGAAGAUUUCUCGAAAUGACUAGUAAGUACUCCAUCCUUCCCGAAAUCGAACACUACGGAUGCAUGGUUGACCUUUUAUGCAGAGUUGGUUUAAUAGAAGAAGCACUAGUCUUGAUAAGAAGCAUGAGACUGCAGCCCAAUUCUGUGAUAUGGGGUGCUUUAUUAGGUGGUUGUAAGCUUCACAAGAACUUAGAUAUUGCUCGAGUUGCUGUGGACAGAUUAAUGAUAUUGGAGACAGAUAGUAGUGGUUAUUUCACCCUUUUGAUUAACAUGUAUGCUGAAGCGAAUAGAUGGGCUGACGUUGCGAGAAUUAGGGCAAUGAUGAAGGAGCGUGGGGUGGAGAAGAUAUUGCCUGGAUCGAGUUGGAUUGAAGUGGAAAAGAAGAUGCAUCAGUUUGCGGCUUGUGAUAAUUAUCAUCCAGCAUCACAAGAGAUUUAUUUAGUGUUGGAUGUGUUGGAUUCUCAGCUUAAGCUAAUUGGCUAUGCACCUGAUUUUGAUUUUGUCAUGUAAUGAAAAUUGUGGUAGCUUAGAACAACCUAAGAUCCCAUGUAUUCUGAGUUGGCUUGUAUAAUUGGUGAUGUGCAAAUGCAUACUUGUUUCAUAGUUGGAACAUCAUUAUAGCUUGGUGAUGACAUCUUCUCCAAACUGACUUUUCUUCCGUCGCAGGUACGAUUGUAGUGACAUGUAAUAAGGGUUUUCUAGAUGCUGCACCGGAUGCACUACACCUGGUAUUAUUUAUAUCAACCCUUGGAUCACACACACACACACACACACACACACACACACACACACAUGUGGAGGUGUGUGUAUGAUGGAUGGAUGUCCGCAUUGUUUGUGAUGCUUAUCACAAAGGUGAUUUAGGAGAAGAAAAAUAAGAGGCAUGAUUAUUAGUAAUUGAAAGAGUGGGAAGUGGAGGUGUAAUGAAAGACAGGAAAGAAACAUUGCCCCCACAAUUAUGUACAUUUCAGCAUGCCUCUGUCUCUCACUUUUCAAACUCUAUCAUCUUCUCUUUUAUCCUUUUCUCUUGUUACCACUGUAUUAAUUCUUGAAGAUCCUUAAUGGACAAAAUUAAGUUGAUUGGGAGUGAAAUAAAUAAAAUCCUUGGACCACUCUCCAUUUAUUAAAGCAAUUGCAAAAUUUGUUUUUGGCAUUACAGAAGAUAGAAACAAUAUUAUUAUAUAUUAUGAUGGUCCGGGCAAGAAAUACAGACUUACAUUUGAAAAGGUUGGCAGGAAAGAGUAUAGUAAUACUAGGAUUAAGGCAGUUACUGUUAAAUCAUAAAAUGUUUGUCGGGAUCCGAGGUGGGUAUUUUCACAGCAAUUAAAAGAAAGGUAACAACAUGGAGUACUCUCUCUCUCUCUCUCUCUCUCUCUCUCUCUCUCUCUCUCUCUCUCUCUCUCAAAUUGGUGUACCAUCUCUCUAUACAUAUUACAUAUACAUACAUGAUAGGCAACUAGAAUUUCCAGCUAAGCAUUCUCUUCUCUUGUUUCUAAUUGUUGUGCCUUUUCAUGGAGGUUAAUUCAUCGUCCCUCAAAUAGGGAUGUGCAUUAUUUUCAUAUUUUCUGACUCGGAUCUAUUCUUGAAAUAACCACUCUUGUCAUCUCUUUUUCUUUCAUCACUAAUUAUAAUCUAGGCAGACAGGCCUGUAAGAAUUUCUGCAUAUCUUUACUACAUGUCUGGUUUUUCUUUCCUCAUUGGUUGGACUCUGCUGCAUAAGAUAAGCUUCAACAAUUAGAAUUGCUUUUGUUGUUGUUUUCUGCAAGAAUAGUGUUUCCUAGAGAGUUGAUAAGAAAUUCUUCGGGAGGAAAUAUUUCUUGUCGUCAUCAUCAAUUAGCACAAUCUGGUUGUUUGAAUUAAUAAAGAAAAUCAAAGAAAGAAACACUUGUUUUGUAUAGAACAAAAGACAGAUAUGGAGGAGUUGUAAGUCAGUGGCAGGGGAAAUGAAGUGUUGAUGAAAGAGGAGGGGAGUUUGAUGAGGGUUUUGUUUUGCAAGAUCCACUCUUCUUUCGUCUGCUUCUGCAAACCUGGUAACGCACAUCUCUACAGUUCAUCAUUGAAAUUGGAAAAUGCUCCAAACAAAGAAGUUGUUCAUUCAACAUUUGUUGGUGUGUCGUUAUUAUCUUCUGAGAAUGGAGUACUAGUCAAGAGCUGCAUGAAGAAGAAGAAGAUCCCUUAUGAUGGCAUUGACAACAAAGAAAUAGGAAAGAAGAGAGUGCAAUGGAUGGAUAAAUUAGGCAAACAACUUGCUGAGAUCAGGGAGUUUGAAGCCAGUGAAACAGGUGGAGACAAGGAGAGUGAAGAGGAAAUCAGCCGCUGUAUUUGCAUUAUUCUCUGACUCCACGGAGCAACAUUUCCUAUCCAAAUUACAACUUUGCAAUUCUUUCUAAGCUUUUCACACUACCAAAUACAUCAUCAUUCAAUCUGCUGUAAGGAAACUUAUGUAAUCAGUUUUCUUAUCUUUGACAAGGCAAAAAAGUAUUGGACAUGAGUUUGAAAGAAAAGGUAAUUGAGUAGAUAGGUGCCCACAAUCUCACCAUUCAUUUAAUUUCCCACUAUAUAUGAAUGAUAAUGCUGUUUAUCUAGAUACAUAUAUUAUCAACACAAGAUUUCAGGUUUGACCAAGACCAUCUUAAUUCAUUCAUUCUUGGCACUA
This is a messenger RNA of Erythranthe guttata (spotted monkey flower), 4220 nucleotides long. NCBI's taxonomy places the organism in Eukaryota, Viridiplantae, Streptophyta, Magnoliopsida, Lamiales, Phrymaceae. The record is from RefSeq and is a predicted model, not a curated record.